Molecule: messenger RNA, 3344 nt
Organism: Dromiciops gliroides (monito del monte)
Lineage: Eukaryota; Metazoa; Chordata; Mammalia; Microbiotheria; Microbiotheriidae
Gene: PGR
Product: progesterone receptor
Exons: 8
Coding region: 54-2897 (947 amino acids)
Biological process (GO): steroid hormone receptor signaling pathway; regulation of DNA-templated transcription
Cellular component (GO): nucleus
Molecular function (GO): nuclear steroid receptor activity; steroid binding; zinc ion binding
Source: RefSeq, a predicted model, not a curated record
UCCCUCCUCCCUGCGGGCGAGGGCGGAGGAGAGGAGGGGGUGUCCCGGUAGUCAUGACAGAUCCAAAGGCAAAGGAUCCUCGGACUCCCCACGUGGCGGAUGGUGCACCUUCCCCCUCCCCGGUUGAAUCCCCCCUUUUGGGUCAUUCGGACCCUGACCCUUUCAGAUCGGUCCAGACCUCGGAAACCUCGCCGGUGGUCACGGCGCUCCCCAUAUCCUUGGACGGAUUGCUCUUCACUAGAAGCAGCGACGAAGAGGAGUCUCCAGACGGAAAGGGCGAAGGCGAGCAGGCGCUACCCGAGGUGGACGGCGCAUAUCCCGUAGCAGGAUCAAGUGGGAGAGGCGGAGGAGGAAUAAGAAGCAGCGCCCGACCCCCAGAUAAGGACAGCGGGCUGCUGGACAGUGUCCUGGACACGCUGCUGGCGCCCCCGGGUCCAGGACACGGUCACGCCAGCCCCCCCGCCUGCGUCGUCACCCCCUGGUGCCUCUUUGGCACCGAGAUCCCUGAAGACCCUGGGGCCGCCCCCUCAUCCCAGGGGGCGCUGCUGCCGCUCAUGAACCGGCUGCUGGGCAAAGAGGGAGAAGUCUCAGGUGCUACAGCCACGCACAAGGUCCCGCCGCGGGGGGCGCCCCCAUCUCGGCCGCUGCUGGCGACCAGUCCCCAGUGGCCGGAGGCCGCCGCUAAGCCGCCGCUGCCUCCGCGGGACGAAGAUGGGGCGGAGAGCUCGGUGGGGAACCUUCCCAAGGGCAGGUCCAGGGCCUUAGCAGGCGGCGGAGUUGGGACGACGGUGGCUACGGCCCCGGCUCUCCCGCCCGCGGGAAGCGUCCCCCCAGUGACAAGGGACGAUCCCCGCUUCUCCGCUCCCAGAGCCGGCCCCGCGGCCGAGCAGGAGCAGUCUACGGCCCCAGGGCGCUCCCCGCUGGCCACCUCCUUGAUGGAAGUCAUCCACCUGCCCAUCUUGCCGAUCAACCCAGCCUUCCUGGCGGCCCGCACCAGGCACCUGCUGGAGGUGGAGGGCUACGAAGGAGGCGCCGGAGCCUUCGCGCAGCCCCGGGACUCGCCGGCUUCCUCGUCCACCCCUGGAGCGGGUGGUGACUUCCCCGACUGCGCCUUCCAGCCAGACGCUGAUCCUAAGGAAGAUGCAUACCCGCUGUAUGGCGACUUCCAGCCGCCGGCACUGAAGAUCAAGGAGGAGGAGGAAGGUGGGGACAGCGCAGCCCGCUCCCCACGCUCUUACCCGGUGCCUGGACCCAACCCGGCCGUCGGGCCAGACCACGCGCUGGGACCCCAGCUGCCUCCGCCCCCGCCGCCGCCCCCGCCGCGGGCGCCCUUGUCAAGACCCGGGGACUUGUCGGCAGCUCCGGCCAGCGCCCCAGCCAGCGCCUCCUCCUCCUCCUCGUCCUCGUCGUCCUCGUCGUCCUCCUCUUCCUCUUCCUCAUCCGCAGCCGCCGCAGCCUCACUCUCCACCCUCGAGUGCAUCCUUUACAAAGCUGAGUCGGCGCCGCCUCAGCCCGGCCCCUUCGGGCCCCUUCACUGCAAAGGGCCGAGCGGGGCCGGCUGCCUCCUGUCGCGGGACAGCCUGCCCUCCACCUCGGCCUCGGCCGCCGCCGGCGCCGCCUCAGCCCUCUACCAGCCACUCGGGCUGAACGGGCUCCCGCAGCUGGGCUACCAGGCGGCUGUUCUGAAGGAGGGUUUGCCGCAGGUCUACCCUCCCUAUCUGAACUAUCUGAGGCCAGAUACAGAAGCCAGCCAGAGUCCUCAAUAUGGCUUUGAAUCAUUACCUCAGAAGAUUUGUUUAAUCUGUGGGGAUGAAGCUUCUGGUUGUCACUAUGGAGUCCUCACCUGUGGAAGCUGUAAGGUCUUCUUUAAAAGAGCAAUGGAAGGACAGCAUAAUUAUUUAUGUGCUGGGAGAAAUGACUGCAUUGUUGAUAAAAUUCGUAGAAAAAACUGUCCAGCGUGUCGUCUAAGAAAAUGUUGUCAGGCUGGCAUGGUCCUUGGAGGUCGAAAAUUUAAAAAGUUCAAUAAAGUCAGAGUUAUGAGAGCAUUAGAUGCUGUUGCUCUCCCACAGCCAGUUGGCCUUCCAAAUGAAAACCAGGCUCUAACACAGAGAAUCACCUUUUCACCAAAUCCAGAAGUUCAGUUGAUUCCCCCACUGAUCAACCUGUUACUGAGCAUUGAGCCAGAUGUUAUCUAUGCAGGAUAUGACAACACAAAACCUGAAACAUCCAGUUCUUUGCUGACCAGUCUAAAUCAACUAGCUGAGAGGCAACUCCUUUCUGUAGUCAAGUGGUCUAAAUCACUGCCAGGAUUCCGUAACUUACAUAUUGAUGAUCAGAUAACCCUCAUCCAAUAUUCCUGGAUGAGUCUAAUGGUGUUUGGACUGGGGUGGAGAUCAUAUAAGCAUGUCAAUGGUCAAAUGUUGUAUUUUGCACCUGAUCUGAUACUUAAUGAACAGCGAAUGAAAGAAUCAUCGUUCUAUUCCUUAUGCCUUACCAUGUGGCAGAUCCCACAGGAGUUUGUCAAGCUUCAAGUUACUCAAGAAGAAUUCCUCUGUAUGAAAGUAUUAUUGCUUCUUAAUACAAUUCCAUUGGAAGGGCUGAGAAGUCAGAACCAGUUUGAUGAGAUGAGAUCAAGUUACAUUAGAGAACUCAUCAAAGCCAUUGGUUUGAGGCAGAAAGGAGUUGUGGCUAGCUCACAGCGUUUCUACCAGCUUACAAGAUUUAUGGAUUCCCUGCAUGAUCUUGUGAAACAGCUCCAUCUCUACUGCUUGAACACAUUUAUCCAGUCCCGAGCACUGAGUGUUGAAUUUCCAGAAAUGAUGUCUGAAGUUAUUGCUGCACAGUUACCCAAAAUCCUUGCAGGAAUGGUGAAACCUCUUCUCUUUCAUAAAAAGUGAAUGUUGAUUUUUUUUCUUCUUAAAAAAUGGAUUACAUUUUGUGGAAUUUCUGUUUUGGUCAAGAUUUUGGUGUCUUAAAAUUUUUAAAUAUUCUCCUAAACGCCUUACACUUGUAAUAAAACAUGCAGAGUAAAUUUAAGAGAGAUAUUGUGGAACACAAAUGAGCUUCUUUAUAAAACAUAAUGAGCAUUUUGUAAGUGUUUUGUGUACUCAUAUUUUCUUUAAAAUUUUGCAAAAUUGGAGAAGUACUUAAUGAAUGUUAAACUGAAUUUAAUAUGCAUUUUAUUUCAUAGAAUUUAAAGAGAACUUUACCCCCAUUACAUCUAACAAACCAACUUAAAAAACAAAUGUACAGAAAAUAAAAUGUUCAUUGCACACUUUGCUUCUAUUUAGCUCUUUUUAAUUUCUCCUCCUUGCCUACUACUUGUGCAGAAACUGUUGUUUUAG